GUGGGACCGCUGAGGUCUGUUGCUGUGAGCGCUGGCACUUCGUGAAAAUGUUUUCUUCUAUAGCAGUUUGUUCUCUAGUGGCUGCUGUGCCCACUGGCCGGUUGGAGAGGCAAGGCAAGGCAGAAUAAUCGGUAUCUGAGUGUCAGAGGAGAAAAGAAAACACAGAGGUUAUUUCUAGAAGGCUUCCUGUCCACACUUGAUCUAGGUGGCUCUGUCCUGAAGACCAAUGGAGCCUGCUACUUCCGUGCGCGCUUGCUCUGUAGCCUCCCUUCCCUUCUUCCUGGUCCUCAGCCUGGAUGUGCUGGCCUCAGCCCAGUUUACUGUCAUGGGACCAGCUGAGCCCGUCCUGGCCAUGGUAGGAGAAAAUACCACACUGCACUGCCACCUGUCACCAGAGAGAAAUGCUGAGGACAUGGAAGUGCGGUGGUUCCGAUGGCAUUUCUCCCCUGCAGUGCUUGUCUACAGAAGCCAUCAAGAGAGAGAAGAGGAGCAGAUGGCAGUGUAUCAAGGAAGAACCACCUUCAUGAGCACAGACAUCAGCAAGGGAAGAGUGGCACUCAUUAUCCACAAUGUCACAGCCUAUGACAAUGGCAUCUACUGCUGUUACUUCCAGGAAGGCAGGUCCUAUGAUCAGGCCAUCUUGAGGCUCAUGGUGGCAAGCCUGGGCUCUAAGCCCCUCAUUAAAAUGAAGACCCUUGAGGACGGGAGCAUCUUGCUGGAGUGCACAUCUGAAGGGUGGUACCCAAAGCCCAGAGCUGUGUGGAGAGACCCCUAUUAUGAAGCUGUGCCUGCCCUAGAGGAAGAGUGUACAGCUUACAGAGGAGGCCUCUUCACAGUCACCAUGACGGUGAUCAUCAGGGACUGCUCUGUGAGGAACAUGACCUGCUCCAUCAACAACACUCUGCUCAAUCAGGAGAUGGAGAGUGUGAUUUUCAUCCCAGAGUCCUUCGUGUCCAGCCCUCCUCUCUGGAUGGUGGCCAUGGCUGUCAUUCUGCCUGUACUGAUGCUGAUCCUCCUCACAUCUGGAAGUAUCUGCCUUGUCAAGAAACACCACAGGAAAAAGUCGAUUCUGCCAUCUGAAAAAGAAGUUGAAUAUGAAGAAAAAGAAACUUCACGGCAACUUCAAGAAGAACUGCGAUGGAGAAGAACCCUCUUACAUGUGGCUGAUGUGGUUCUGGACCCAGAUACAGCUCAUCCUGAGCUCUUCCUGUCAGAUGACCAGAGAAGUGUAAGACGAGGAGCUUCAAGGCAGAGCUUGCCUGACAACCCUGAGAGAUUUGACUGCCGGCCAUGUGUCCUGGGCCAGGAGAGCUUCUCCUCAGGAAAGCAUUACUGGGAGGUGGAGGUGGAAAAUGUAAUGGUGUGGGCCAUUGGCGUUUGUAGAGACAGUGUUGAAAGGAAGGGGGAGGCCCUGUUGGUUCCUCAGAAUGGCUUCUGGACCCUGGAGAUGUUUGGAAACCAGUACAGAGCCCUGUCCUCCCCAGAGACGAUCAUACCUCUGAAGGAGCGCCUUCACCGAGUAGCCAUCUUCCUGGACUGUGAAGCUGGAGAUGUUUCUUUCUACAACAUGAGAGACAGGUCACACAUCUACACAUGCCCCCCUGUAGCCUUCGAUGGACCCCUGAGACCCUUCUUUAGGCUUGGCUCUGAUGACAGUCCUCUCUUCAUCUGCCCAGCAUUCACAGGGGCACAGGGAGUAACAAUCCCUGAGGGUGGGCUGAUCCUAUAUAGGACAAGACCAGUUUCUCAGAGCCAUGUAAAGAAGCCAUAGCUCUCACCUACCUCUGCACAGCAUGAUCAGGUGGAGAGCAGGUCCUAUAUCCUUCAGGUCACCUUGAGCAUCUUCCAUCUGUCCCCUUCCCACACAUUUCAGAUCCAAUCCCAGUUUACUCCUUCAGUAGUUCAUUUGCUUUUAACUAUGGGCCAAGACCCAGCCCUAUUGGACCACUGCUAUCACACAGCUCUCUGCGGAGAUGAAAGUGGGAGAAGGGGAGAGGUGGAAUGCUUGAAGCCUCAGCACGAUGCUCUGCCCACAGUGGACAAGGCAAGGGCAAUGGGGUACAUCAGGAUGUGAGAAGGAGAGAACUGCAGAGGAAGGGGACAGAUAAAUACAAAUUGACGCCAUAGAUGGAGAAAAUGGAGCAGAGCUUGGGGUAGGCCUCAUAUGAUAGCUGUGGGGAGAUAGGACCUAAUGGUCUAUCAAUAUCCAAAGCCAAAGAUUUUUAUAUCAUGUAAUAAAGAUGUCUGGAGUAUA
Messenger RNA from Mesocricetus auratus (golden hamster), 2254 nucleotides. RefSeq names its product butyrophilin subfamily 2 member A2. Gene Ontology annotation, molecular function: signaling receptor binding. Gene Ontology annotation, cellular component: external side of plasma membrane. The transcript is spliced from 8 exons. Gene Ontology annotation, biological process: T cell receptor signaling pathway; regulation of cytokine production. The record is from RefSeq and is a predicted model, not a curated record. The coding region runs from base 227 to 1771 and encodes 514 amino acids. Lineage: Eukaryota; Metazoa; Chordata; Mammalia; Rodentia; Cricetidae.